Messenger RNA from Indicator indicator, 604 nucleotides. It is a transcript of the gene CHMP6, whose product is annotated as charged multivesicular body protein 6. Gene Ontology annotation, biological process: vesicle budding from membrane; late endosome to vacuole transport via multivesicular body sorting pathway. The record is from RefSeq and is a predicted model, not a curated record. The transcript is spliced from 8 exons. Gene Ontology annotation, cellular component: ESCRT III complex; multivesicular body. Bases 1 to 603 code for a protein of 200 amino acids. Lineage: Eukaryota; Metazoa; Chordata; Aves; Piciformes; Indicatoridae.
AUGGGGAACCUCUUCGGGAGGAAGCGGCGGAGCCGCGUCACCGAGCAGGACAAGGCUGUGCUGCAACUGAAGCAGCAGCGGGACAAGCUGAAGCAGUAUCAGAAGCGGAUAAGCCAGAACCUGGAGCGGGAGCGAGCCCUGGCCAGGCAGCUGCUGAAGGACGGCAAAAAAGAAAAAGCCAUGCUCCUGCUAAAGAAGAAACGCUACCAAGAGCAACUUCUAGACAAAACAGAAAACCAAAUCAGCAACUUGGAGAGGAUGGUCCAGGAUAUUGAAUUCACCCAGAUCGAAAUGAAGGUCAUUGAGGGUCUGAAAAUAGGCAAUGAAUGCCUGAACAAAAUGCACCAGGUUAUGUCAAUAGAAGAAGUAGAAAGAAUAAUAGGGGAAACCCAGGAUGCUGUGGAGUACCAGAGGCAAAUAGAUGAGCUGCUGGCUGGCAGCCUGACUGAGGAAGAUGAAGAUGCCAUUCUAGAAGAAUUAAACACUAUUACUCAGGAACAGAUGGAGCUUCCAGAAGUUCCUUCAGAGCCACUUCCAGAAAAGAUCCCAGAAGCAUCACCCAUCAAGAACAGGCCAAAACCAGAGCUGGUGGCAGCAUCUUAAC